AUGGAGAAUCCACCACCUCCUUGGGUAGAGCAAGUGAAAUUACUAGAUAGGUUCAGCACGAGCAAUAAGUCAGUGACGGGGACUCUGUACCUUACAGCAACUCAUCUGUUAUUCAUUGAUUCAAGCCAGAAAGAGACAUGGAUACUGCAUCAUCACAUUGCUGCAGUGGAAAAGCUUCCCUUGACUACUUCUGGCUGCCCCCUUGUCAUCCAGUGCAAGAACUUCAGGAUAGUUCACUUUGUUGUUCCCAGGGAGAGAGAUUGUCAUGACAUUUAUAACUCUUUGCUUCAGCUGUCAAAAACAGCAAAAUAUGAAGAACUUUAUGCCUUUUCCUAUAAUCCAAAACAAAAUGAAUCUGAGCAAGUCAAAGGCUGGCAGCUUAUUGAUCUAGCAGAAGAGUAUAAGAGAAUGGGAGUGCCAAAUGCUUACUGGCAGUUGUCAGAUGCAAAUCGUGAUUAUAAGAUUUGUGAAACCUAUCCUAAAGAACUUUAUGUUCCCAGAACUGCAAGCAAGCCCAUAAUUGUUGGUAGCUCCAAGUUCAGAAGCAAAGGAAGAUUCCCAGUGUUAUCAUAUUAUCAUAAAAAUAAAGAGGCUGCAAUUUGCAGAUGCAGUCAACCUCUCUCAGGUUUCAGUGCCAGGUGCCUGGAAGAUGAACACAUGUUGCAAGCCAUCAGUAAAGCAAAUCCUUCAAAUCGCUACAUGUAUGUCAUGGAUACCAGGCCAAAGCUUAAUGCAAUGGCGAACAGAGCUGCUGGGAAGGGCUAUGAGAAUGAAGACAACUACUCUAACAUUAGGUUUCAGUUUGUUGGCAUUGAAAAUAUUCAUGUGAUGAGAUCCAGCUUACAAAAACUUCUGGAAGUCAGUGGCACAAGGGGUUUGUCUGUCAAUGACUUCCUCUCUGGUUUGGAGAAUUCUGGAUGGCUGCGUCACAUCAAAGCUGUGGUGGAUGCUGCUGUCUUCCUAGUCAAGGCAAUAGCGGUGGAGAGCGCAAGUGUAUUAGUGCACUGCUCAGAUGGCUGGGAUAGGACUUCCCAAGUUUGCUCUCUUGGAGCUCUCUUACUAGAUUCCUAUUACAGAACAAUCAAAGGAUUCAUGGUCUUGAUAGAGAAAGACUGGAUCUCUUUUGGGCACAAGUUCUCUGACAGAUGUUGUCAGUUGGAUGGUGAUCCAAAAGAGAUCUCACCGGUGUUCACCCAGUUUUUAGAAUGUGUGUGGAAUCUGACUGAGCAGUUUCCACAAGCCUUUGAGUACAAUGAAGUUUUCCUCCUUCAAAUCCAUGAACAUGUCCAUUCAUGCCAGUUUGGUAACUUCCUUGGAAACUGUGAAAAAGAACGAGAAGAAUUAAAAGUAAAAGAGAAGACCUACUCCUUGUGGCCAUUCCUUUUGGCAGAACAAAAGAAAUAUCGGAAUCCUCUAUAUAAUCCAGACUUUUUGCCAGAAUUAACUCUUUUGGAGCCUAAUACAGUAUCAUUCAAUUUUAAGUUUUGGAGAAAUAUGUACCAUCAGUUUGACCGAAGUAUGCAUCCCAGGCAAUCUGUGCUCAAUCUUAUAAUGAAUUUGAGUGAGCAAAAUAAACAACUGGAAGAAGACAUUAAAGAACUGGAAGCUAAAAUAAAGCAGAGAAACGGGCAGUCAGAUGUUGUCCUUGUGAAGGAACAUCAGCAGCCUGCUCAUCCUGCCCCCGUGGCACUGAAGACCCCUCCAUGCUUCAAGAAGGAGCAACCGCCUAUCCCUGGGAAUGAUACUGUGAGAACUAUAGAGGGCAGCAACACAGCAGACAAUCGUUACAGUGAGCUUGUGUCCGAGUUCUCCAAAGCUGAGCCUGCUGUGGUCAGCUUGGAGUACGGAGUGGCCAGGAUGACCUGCUAAUUAAAAUCUGGCACUGUGCUCUUCUUGACUGAUUUAAUGGAGAGAUGGAUUAUUUUGAGGAUGGGUCUCUGCUGCAUGACCAAAACAUGAUUUGUAUAUCAGCAAGUUUUGUUAAUGUAGACUAGAACAGCAUGCUAGUUGUCACGUGUUUGCUGUUCUUUCAAGGGAAAAAAAAAGGUCUAGUUGUCUCUCUAAAAGAAACGGGCAUUUGGUAAGUAGCGACUAAAAGUCAAGGAAUGGUAUGUCUUUGGACUUAGGUCAGUUUGCACUAAAUUGAUUAAAAUAGUAAUGUUACUUUAUUCAUUAUAGGAAAUCACAGGUGGUCUUUCACAAACUGUUUCGAUUUAGACAAGAAAACUUGAACUUUUUAUUUUAAGGACUGAAGCUCCAUGUAUAUAUCGCAUUAGAUAUGAAUACGUAUACCCUUGUUUAAUGUCAUCCAGUACUAACUUUCAGUGUAUUAAGUGCCAUGGAAAAGUAUGAUACAUUUCAAAUCAUAAUUGUUGGCCUUAAACCUGUCAGAUCAAUUAUAUUGUUCUUUACUAAUGCAGUCUACCUGGCUCUGUUUACAUUGUAUUUGCUCAAAUUUUUAUAUCCUUUAAAGAGGACUGAAUAUAAGGAAUGAAGCAUGCCUAAACUGGCACAGCCUUUCAGCAAAUAGCUAUAUGAAUGUUAACUUACCACUUAAGACUGUUUUUUCUUCCAUUUCCCUUGUUUAAAAUAUAAUAUAUUGCCCUGAUUUUCCUCUCUGGCAGCUCAGUAGAUGGAGCAUCAUGGAAACUACAGGUUGUUUGACCUUAAAUGUUUUCAUUUGGGAACAAGGUUUUUAAGUAGAAUAAGACAUGUCACAUACGAAAACACAACUUAGCCAAUAACUGAGUAGUCAGGUUCUUUUAGAUUGUUUACUGUGUGCUGUGCAGUUGUUCAAGUUGCAGGGCUGCAAGCAGAACUUCCAGAAAUGUAAUCUACCGAUACUCUUCCCAAGUGG
Messenger RNA from Empidonax traillii (willow flycatcher), 2857 nucleotides. It is a transcript of the gene MTMR6, whose product is annotated as myotubularin related protein 6. Lineage: Eukaryota; Metazoa; Chordata; Aves; Passeriformes; Tyrannidae. The record is from RefSeq and is a predicted model, not a curated record. Gene Ontology annotation, molecular function: phosphatidylinositol-3,5-bisphosphate phosphatase activity. The coding region runs from base 1 to 1869 and encodes 622 amino acids. The transcript has 14 exons. Gene Ontology annotation, cellular component: nuclear envelope. Gene Ontology annotation, biological process: dephosphorylation.